CACACAAUGGCAGCCACCAUGAAACAAAAAAAUUUCUUGGAAAACUUCCUACAAAAUGAACAAUUCUACAUAAAUGUGAUGUCCUACGUAAUUAUAGCGAUGGGCAUCUUGGUUAACUUCAUCCUGCACAAAAUACCCGCUCCUUAUGGCCGCUACAACGAUGGGAGCACCAAAUGGGGCUUCCAAAUAGAUGGAAAAGUUGGUUGGAUUUUGCAAGAACUUCCUGCUCUUCUUGUUCCUUUUGUAUGCUUGCUCAUUCAAUAUAAAAACCUCCCUUUUACAAAAUAUCUUGCCAAUUACGUCUUGCUGGCACUGUUCAUGUGCCAUUAUGUUCAAAGGUGUGUCAUCUUCCCUCUGCUCAUCCGGGGUGGAAAGCCAUCCCCUUUUGUAACAGUCUUCAUGGCAUUUAUUUACUGCAUGAUGAAUGGAUACAUCCAGGGUAGAACACUCACAAAAUAUGCUGAUUUUCCACCGGAAGAGGUCUACAGUCCAAGAUUUAUGGCAGGAUGUUUUUUCUUCCUGUGUGGUAUGUUGAUAAAUUUACACUCUGACCACCUCCUGCGAAAUCUGCGGAAACCUGGUGAAACUGGUUAUAAAAUCCCAAGGGGUGGAAUGUUUGAGUAUGUCUCGGGUGCAAACUUCUUUGGUGAGAUUGUCGAAUGGAUGGGCUUUGCCAUAGCCUGUUGGAACUUACCUGCCUUGUCUUUCUUUAUCUUUACAUUCUGCAAUCUUGUGCCAAGAGGAAUAGCACAUCAUAAGAGUUACCUCAAGAAGUUUGAGAACUACCCAAAAAAUAGAAAGGCGGUAAUUCCAUUCUUAUGCUGAUUGGUGCAGCCUUCUGGAGCUAAAGCAGUUAUAAUCGUUGAACUACUGUGCCCAAGUAACUAUUUGUGAUCGGGAUGGAAAUUUAUUUGGAUGUGAAGUAAUUUGAUUAUGGGACUUGAUCAGAAGAGAUUGGAAGUUGUUUGAUUGUCGGACUUUAAAAGAGAUUUAUUGAAUUAGGCUUUCCUUGACCCACUUCCUUGUCUAUUUCAACUCUUUUAGAAUAAUAUAGCCAUGGCAUCUGAGGAAAAUUACUAAUGAUGUGAACGGGGUAGUCCUCACAUACUUCAAAAAGUUUUGUUUCAGUUUGGGGAUUUGACGAUUUAAGUAUUUCAGGAAUUGUCAGUCAACUUUAAUAACUAAGUCUGAUAGAAAAAAAGGUUUCAAAAGGUUUCUAUAUUUGCUCUUUAGUUUGAUCUUAUCUUGCCUUUUGUAUGAUUGUUUUAAAACCCUUUGGAUCCUAGAACAUUUUUAUGUGUUUCCCUGUAUUACCCUGGAGCACUUCAGCAAUUUUCACUAAAAAAGACCCCCAAAGCACCCAUGUACAAGCCAGCUACAUAACUUCCAUAAUAUUUCAUCAAUAUCUCCCUAACCAGCUGAAAACCAGCCUAAGUUUUAUUGCUUAAAAAGAGAUGGGUAAGAUUAAAGAGAACGUCAGAGCUGCACUGCUCUUCAUUACUGCAUAUAACCAUAGUGAGCGAUUGAGAAACUUCUGAGUGGAUGUAUCAGGUACCGUGUGGCUAUUAUCGACCCCUUUAUGUUUGACUGACCAUUCCCGCCAAAAAAACUGCACUGGUCAAUGUAGGCCGCCAUUUACAUGGUAUGACGUCACAAGAUUGUUGGUCAGUUUUAUUUAUAUCGCUUGCUGGUGUCUUACGGGCAAACUGUUCCUUCUAAAAAAAUUACCCUUAGCUAAGGUACUGUGAGGUAUUUGUAAGGUAUUCUAAGGUAAACAUGGGAGUAAUUUGAACCGGGCCAAAUUACCCCUUCAUUUACCUUGGAAUACCCUACAAAUACCUCACAGUACCUCAGUCAAAGGUAACAUUUUUUUAGUAGGGGUAUUUUGAAUGAUUUUAAAUGCUUUCUACAGACUUUAAAUUGCACAAUUUUGCUGAUGGGUGUGUACUAUCUCACAGCAUCAACAAUGUUCAUGCUUGUACCAUGUCUUCAAGUUCAAUUUGCUGAAUCAUAAUCUGGGCUUAUUUCCCCCCAAAGAGAGGUCAGCAAACUUUGGAAUUGAUAUGAGUUGAUGCUCUAAGGCACUAUUUAUCCAAGCACUUGGGAUAGGAACGUAUUCAUUUGCCACUGAUCUCAGGUUGAUACUUAUCAUUUAUAAUGUUGUAAAAAUAAAAUUGUGAUUAUUAAAAUCUAGCUACUGUAUCUUUGUUUUUUGUCCCAAGCACCUGUGGUGCAAACUUUUCAACAUGUUCUCUGCCAGGCCACAGAUGGAUGCUCAUGAAAUUUUGAAUUGAUUUUGAUUUUGAAUGCAAAUUUGCAAAUGCAAAAAUGCAAAUGCAAACUUUGAAUGCAAAUUUGGAUUGAUAUGAGUUGAUGCUCUAAGGCACUAUUUAUCUAAGCACUUGGGAUAGGAACGUAGUAAUUUGCCACUGAUCUCAGGUUGAUACUUAUCAUUUAUAAUGUUGUAAUAAUAAAAUUGUGAUUAUUAAAAUCUA
Lineus longissimus is the source of this 2495-nucleotide messenger RNA. RefSeq names its product 3-oxo-5-alpha-steroid 4-dehydrogenase 1-like. Gene Ontology annotation, biological process: steroid metabolic process. The record is from RefSeq and is a predicted model, not a curated record. Gene Ontology annotation, molecular function: 3-oxo-5-alpha-steroid 4-dehydrogenase activity. Lineage: Eukaryota; Metazoa; Nemertea; Pilidiophora; Heteronemertea; Lineidae. Gene Ontology annotation, cellular component: membrane. Bases 7 to 825 code for a protein of 272 amino acids. The transcript is spliced from 5 exons.